CUGCGUGGGUGUCCGAGGAGUCUUCCUGCUCAUCACGAAUUUGCAGGACCUGCGCAUCAGUGAUUUCCGUGUAGGAUAGAGCGGGCGUGCUCUCAGCAAUCUCACUGCGCGCACAGCAGAUUUCGCUUCCCGCAUCGUCGCGCUGCGAUGGCCUCUGACCGAGGGUGGGGCGGUCCAAACCAGAGAGCAUGGGAGGUUGUGUGGGGGCGAGGGGAGGGGGAGGGGGCGGGGGAGGCGGAAAGCGAGGGGGUAUGGGAGCGCGUGGUGUACAUGGCGGACGACAGGGGCGCGCUGGAGAGACUUAUGAAGCGCAAGGGCGGCGCGGGCGGAAGAUGUGCCGCGGGUCAACAGCGUUUGAUUGGCGAAGCACAAGUCGCCGUCGCUGCACUCGGAGAGUCAGCAGAGGCUAGAGGAGUUGCUUUGGGAAUGACAGCUAGGUGGCAGGGUUUGGCAGCACCUGACGUGGCAGGGAAGGGAGGAGGAGAGACGUGGCAGCGGGCCAAGUGGGGUCUGCAAUGGUUUGAUUCGCCCACUGCUGACGACUGGGAGGAUGGCUUUCCUGAGGACGGCUUCACGGCUCACGAGGCAGGAGAGGCAGCGCAGGGGGCAGGGCCAGUUGUCGAGGGCGGGCAGGGCGAGGGCGGGGAGGGCGAGGGUGAGGGAGAGUACAGCAGGCGCGUGGCGGAGGGGCUGCUGGAGCAGCUCGCCGCCAUGCCUUCACUGCUGCACCCGCCCCCGCUGCUGCCCGCCGGUCCCCCGGUGCCUGCAAUCGCUGAGCCUGCCUCCUCCACGCACCCACCCGUGCCACCCUGCCUUCCCACUGCUGCUCACCUCCCUUCAUUGCCCGCUGCACCUGCAUCUGCCCCACCCCCACCUGCCGCACCUGCCGCACUUGCUGCACCUGCCGCACCUGCUGCACCCGCUGCCGUGUCAGCACCCGCUCGAGCAGCCAUCGCCCCGUCAGCACCCACCUGCACCACAACCGCCAAGUCAGCGCCAAGCCUCGCUUCUCUGCUUCCACCCGUGCUGGACCCCCCUCCUCCGCCUCUCCCCCGCGCCGCCUCCUCCCCUCCUGUUGAGGCCUCGCAGGCGGAGCGGCAGCCGUUGAGCAAGUCUUCACCCGGGCCGGCGGUCCCGGGAGCGCAGAGGCACACUUGGGAGGCGGGGCAGGGGCAGGGGCAGGGGCAGGGGCAGGCACGGGGGGGUGGCAGGGGAGGAGGGGCGGCGGGAGGGUUGGCGCAGCAGCUGCUGCAGCUGACAGGCGCGCCUCCCCCCCUGGCGCAUGGGGGAAAGGGAAGAGGAGGGCGGUACCGAGGGAAGAAGGAGAAGGUUCGUCCAGCAGCAGCCGUGGCAUCCCACAGCUCGCAGGCAGAACCAGUGGGUGCACCCAUGCUGCUGCAGCAGCAGCUGUCACAGCUGCAGGCGUCUCAGCAGCAGCAGCAGCAGGGACAUGCGAUUUGGCAGCAUGAGCAACGAUAUCAGGUUGAGCAGCAGAUUGGGGCGGCGCAGCAACCAUGUCACGCGCCUCAGCACCCAGCGCACCAGCAGCAACAGCAACAUGGCCAGCGGGAUUUUGGGGUGUUUGAUUCCCUGGCAACGGCUAUGGACCGACUUGGAGGGGGGGGAGAGACUCGUGAUAGACAGCCCACGCCUCUCGCCACCCCCCCUGCCCGCACCUCCCUCGCAUCGCUCCUGCCGCCGCUCCCCUCGGGCUCGUCUGCCCCGCCCACCCCGAGAACGCCCGCCGGAGCCUCCGCAUGGGGCAGGGGGAGAGGCCCCACCGCCAACGCAAGCUUGCCAUUCAAGUCCCGACUGGCUCAGUUUGAGGCGAAGCACAGGCAGCAGCAGCAGCAGCAGCAGGGCAUGCAGGCAGGCAGCACGCAUGAAGCAGCCCCUGGCGCACAAUCACUGCAGCACGCAUGGACAGCACCAGGGGAGGCGCAGGCGCCCUGGGAUGGCGGGCAGGCCUUGCAUGUGACUGUAACGAGUGUGAGUUUAGAGGGCCACGUAGCUGUGUGCAUGUGCCAGCAGCAUCGGCAGCAUGACAGCUCAGCUGCUCCCAUGAGUCAGCCUCCAUAUCAGCCUGGCACGAGUUCUGCAUUGGGGGGUGAAAGAGAUGGAGGAGGAGACAGAGGCAGUCAUUUGGGCGCUGCAGCGCCUGAUGAUGCCAGGGAUGCUGGUGGCGCUGUCUCUGCUACUGCUGCUGCAGCCGACCCUGCUGGCGCUUGGCGUGGGCGUUGCAGUGGAUGGGAUACACGGGAUGGAGAUGCGCGGGAUGGAGAUGCGCGGGAUGGAGUUGCACCGAGAGCCGAGAAUCGGCAGAGCCACGCCAUGAAGCCUCGAGAUGCCACCUCUCCACAACAGCAGCCACGCCCCUUCCUUGCAAUUAUCCCCACCACCAUCGCCACCACCCUCAACACCAUGCCAACGUUUGUUGCAGCUGCUACUGCUGCUGGUGCUGCCGCCAGCGCGUCCCAUGCGGCUGCCAUUCAGCCCGGCACUGCCAUCACCCUCCAUCCCCCCUGGUACCACCUCCCAUUGGUGUUGCCUCCCCCCUGGGGCCACACCCAUGCUGUCUUUGCCACGCACGCCACUCCUCUCUGCUGCACCCAACCCGAGGCAGGCGCUGCUGUGGCAGCAGGCAGAGGGGCAGCAGCCGACAAGGGGCUGCCAGUGGAAGCGGGAGGGGGGAUGGCGCCAGCAUGGGGAAACAAGGGCUCCUGAUGAGGUGCAGUUCCUUCCGUGGUUGUACAUACAUCUGCAAGUCGUGCUAUGCUAACUCCACAUACCACGAACUCUCAUACAUGCCCAGUUGCGUGCCCUUGCAACAGCUUACCGCUCAAAAUUAUGUGCGCAUUGUUUCUUGGAACGUCAAAUUUGUUUCCCUUGAGAGCUGCAGAUGGUCCCCCUUGCUGUUGUAGAAUCCAUCAUGGUUUCCAUUGUAGCCUGAUGCUCCAUUCAGUACCAAGGUUGCAAUAUGAGACAUGACGAAUUUACUUGCAGUUGUAAUCUGCCCCCCAUGUGUCUCAAUUCAUAUCAUU
Closterium sp. NIES-67 is the source of this 3041-nucleotide messenger RNA. Lineage: Eukaryota; Viridiplantae; Streptophyta; Zygnematophyceae; Desmidiales; Closteriaceae. The record is from the annotation of a GenBank genome assembly.